Stegastes partitus (bicolor damselfish) is the source of this 1157-nucleotide messenger RNA. The record is from RefSeq and is a predicted model, not a curated record. Lineage: Eukaryota; Metazoa; Chordata; Actinopteri; Pomacentridae.
AUGGAUUCAGUCUUAUCUCUCAUUGGAGCCUAUAUUGGCUGGGAUUUCAAAAGCUUCCUGCUCUUCAUGAUAGUUUUCAUCAUCGCUGCUGAUUAUGUUAAGAACCGUCGGCCGUCUGGCUUCCCUCCAGGACCUUGGGCUCUUCCAAUUGUGGGCAACAUAUUCACUGUUGACUUCACCAGGACCCAUGAAACACUGACUCAGUUGGCAGGUAAGUAUGGAGACGUGUACAGCCUCCGGAUGGGCUACAACUGGAUUGUUGUAUUAAACAGGUCUGCGGUUCUGAAAGAAGCUCUAGUAACGCAGGGAGACAGCAUGGCAGACCGACCACAGCUUCCAUUACCACUAGAAAUGACACACGGACGAGGUAUGAUUUUCACUAAUGGGCACGUGUGGAGGCAGCAGAGGCGAUUUGCACUUUCAACCCUCAGAUAUUUUGGAUUUGGAAAGAAGUCACUUGAACCUGUCAUCCUGGAUGAAUUUACACAUUGUGCAGAAGAGUUCAGAAGCUUUAAAGGUAAGCCAUUCGAUCCACACCUCAUCAUGAACAACGUCGUCUCCAACAUCAUCUGCUCCCUGGUUUUUGGUCAUCGCUUUGAGUACAGUGAUGAGAAGUUCCAGAAACUGUUAGGAAUGCUUGAUGAUGAGUUCCAGAUUCAAGCCUCCAUUUGGGCACAGUACAAAACAACCAUGGUGGAUGGAAGCCCCGUGUCCACGUCCAAUGCCAGCCUGGGGAUGAACGCCACUGAGCCGACCAUUGCGGGUAGCUACGUGGCAGGACCCAACACACUCGGCCUGCUCGUCUGCUCCUUCGCAGCUGGCGUCUUCAUCAAAAAACUGGGGGACGAGGGGGAGGGGAAGCUCCUCCUACGUGUGGCUGUCGCCAUCAACAGCGUCAUGAGGGAGGCGUUGACCUAUAUCCAAUGCUUCUUGCCAGUGGGGAUCCUGUUCAUGAUCACAGGAAACCUCGUGGAGGUUUACGACUGGGAGACAGUCUCCAAACUGGGAGGCUUCAUAGCUGUGGUCAUCACUGGGCUCGCAAUCCAUGGAGGGAUUGUUCUACCGGGCCUCUAUUUCCUCAUGACAAGACGAAGCCCCUGGCCCAUCAUUAAGGGGGCUUUUCCUGCGCUGCUGACUGCCCUGUGCAUCUCAUCAAG